UUACGGCCCCGCCAGGCCGCCACGAUGGCCUCCGUCUCCGCAAAGAACCAAGAAGACACCGAAGCCGACUCGCUGCGCGAGGACGCCGAGGAGGAGUCCAACGCCGCCGACUCCGCAGCCGCCGCUGCUACAGCGCCGCCUCCUCCCGCUCCGCCGUCCAAGAGCUUCCAAGAAGGGGCCAAUGGGUCACCGGAGGCCGGAGGCCGAGACCCCUCCCCCACCACGGCCGCGGCGGCCGAGCGGAAGGGCGAGGAGACCAUGUCCUCGGCGCCCACGGGCGGCAAGCCCUCUCUUCCUCCACGCCCGAUUUCCGUCUCGACAGCCAGGGGGCCGAGCUCCGCGAGCGGCAAGCCUCUCCCGCCACGCCCGACGUCUCGCGAGGAGGUGGUGGCGAGCGGCACGGCGGAGAAGGGCAAGGGCAAGACGAGCAAGGACAAGGACCAGAAAGCCGAGGCCGAGAAAGUACCGAGGAAACUCAAGGGCCAGGUGAAAUCGUGGCUCGAAAAGGUUCAAAACAAACAGAUAUGGAGAAAGGUUUUGCACAGGAUAAGGAACAAUCGAAAUCACACAAUAAUGAAUCCUCAUGUGAACUACCAGAAAGUACACAUGGCUGGGAUCAUUAGGCAUUACAGUCUCCUUGAAAGGGUCGCUGAGCAAGGGUUUCAUUCAAAUGUACUCGAACUUUGUCGUGCCUAUUCUGAAUUUAGGCCAGUGCUUGGAGAUGGUGAGUGUUUCUACAGGAGCUUCAUAUUUUCCUACCUUGAGCAAGUUCUUGAUAGGCAGGAUACACAUGAGGAGCACCGUAUUCUUGCUGCUGUUAAAGGGGUGGCUAGGCAACAUGCACGCCUUGGGUGGGCUUCUGAAUUUUCCAGUAGCCACAAAGCAUUUAAGAAGCUGAUAAAGAAAGUAAUGAGAUGGAAGACACACAGCAGAUGGAAGCAUGUACCAACAAUUAACAGCUACCGCACCGAGAAACUUCUUGAAUUCUUCAGUAGUUAUGACAAGACAAAUGACAUUUUUACUUUCCUCAGAUUGGUAGCAGCUAUCUGGAUAUGCUCGCACAGUGAAGAGUUUGAACCACUUAUACCUGAGCUCAAUGAAGGUUACACUCUAACCGAUUGGUGCUCUCGAGAAGUUAUCCAGCGUAAGGUCUUCACAGAUCAUAUUCAGAUAAUAGCAUUGGUAAGGGCACUUGGGGUGCCGCUGCGAGUGGAGUACCUCUUUCAAGAAGUUGGUCAAGACCUGUACACUGGGCAAACCUCUGAGGAUGAUAUCUCAAUCUGCAUAUGUUUACCAUGUCAUCAUCAUGUACUACCCCCUGCUCAUCAAGUUCCUCGUGUGACUGUGCUAUACUCAGAUCAACACUAUGAUGUGAUCUAUCCAUAUUGUGCUGAUGGUAAAGUGAUUUUAACUGAUGUGAGAUCUAGUCAGCAGUCUGACAAGAUAGAGUGCCCAACCGCCGCUAAGAGUCCAAGUCAACACCAGGGAAGUAGCUACAGUGAUGAGAAAUCAAGUCAACGAUUGACUGGAUAGAUCAGAACACCAAUGAUGAGGAAUCAAAUCACCAGUUACCACUUCCUGAUGAGCUAUUAUGGGAUAUCUUUCUUCAACUACCAGGAGCUGACAUCCAGCGCUGCUUGAGGGUAUGUAAGCAGUUCAGAAACCUGAUCAGACGUGAGUCUUUCCAAUAUCAUCAUGGUCAGGUAUGGUCCCCAAGGAUAUUGAUAUAUCACAAACCAGAUAGUGCAGUGCCAGAGCCCGAAGUGGUCACAUAUGAUGAGGUGCCACAAGUCAUAGAAGGUUUCAAUGUUACUACACGCGAGGUAUCCCCACUACUGCAGUUGACAUGUUUGAACUAUCCUUUUCUUCAUCCAUCAGGAAUUCAAAUACAUGGAUCAUGCGAUGGAAUGAUAUUGCUCUCUCUCGAGGAGGAAUUAUGUGUGUGGAACCCUUGGACUGGAUGGUGGGGGCACCUGGCCCCCAUCCACUUACAAAAUGUCAUCAUAGCAUUUUAUGCACAGUCGCAGAGUCCUCAGGAAAGUGCAAAGCAAUAUGUUAUCCUCUGUCGUGCGAGUGAUCAAGAUAGGCAUGUCAGUUAUUGGAUAAUCAGCCUUGGCAAAUAUGGUUGCAAUGCUGCAAGGGAAAUUGGCCGUCCAAUGAUUAUUGGGUCACCACUUCAGUUGGAUAAAAUCCUGCAAAGGCUCCCCUCUGCUUAUAGUGGACCACCCACAAUAAUAAAUGGGCUUCUGGUCUGGCUACUGCCUCCGCAGUUUCAAGUGAAUUAUCUUGUGACAUUCAAUAUAAUGGUCGAAGUCUUUGGAGUUAUUGACAUUCCAGACACAAAUGGUCUUCUUCCAUAUCAGUUGCUUGUAGUUGAGAACAGGAUUGCUAUAGCCUUCUUGAGCCAAGCCAUGGAUUCUAUUGAUGUGUGGGUACUCAAAGACGGAUGGGUUCCAGUACAUACUGUGGAUCUCCCUAUUACUGAAAUCCAGGCAAUGAGAGGCAUCAAACGUUUUGGAGAACCUAUCAUAUAUGUGGUGCUCGAAACAUUAGAUAUGCUCAUUUGGACUCCAGAGUUCUUUAUGGUUGUGGAUCCCAGUGGUUCGGUGCUGGAAUAUCACCAGCAUCAUCAGGAUUGGAUUCUACUUCCACCCCACAUACUAAAAGUAAGAUUUGAAGAGCAGUUCUUCGACCCUGAGGAUGCGGUGCCCUUCUUUUGGUUUCCUGAGGUUCCUGCUAGUGGCUUUACUCAGAGUUCCACUGCUGAGAGGUCAAAUCAACUGACUGUGCACCAGGGGGGGAAGUUAAGUUCAUAUCUGUCAAGACGAGUAUGAUGAGUAUUACUGAGAGAAGCAAUGGACUGCCAUGCAUACACUGACGAGAUAGAUAGGCUACUCCUGGAUUCUCUGUUGGUGCCAAUAGGAUAUGAUUCUUUGUCUUGUGUUGGCAUAGACUGCUGGUGCCAAUAGGAUUGUCUGAAAACCUGUAACUAGGAUAAAAACUUUGUGCUGUACCUCAGUUAAAGUCUCAACUUGGUAUUUUGAUUCUGUUUGU
Molecule: messenger RNA, 3054 nt
Organism: Sorghum bicolor (sorghum)
Lineage: Eukaryota; Viridiplantae; Streptophyta; Magnoliopsida; Poales; Poaceae
Exons: 9
Coding region: 25-1533 (502 amino acids)
Biological process (GO): protein K48-linked deubiquitination
Cellular component (GO): nucleus
Molecular function (GO): cysteine-type deubiquitinase activity; ubiquitin binding
Source: RefSeq, a predicted model, not a curated record